CCUGGUGGAUUGUUUAUCUGUGCAAAAGAGAAAUGCUCACUAACAGGGAUGAAAAUGAAUGUGUGCACAAAACAUGAGAAAAAAAAAAAAGCUUUCUGUGCAUAUGGAACAUUUCUGGGACCUUUAAUUACAGUUCACAAAACCAAUACUUUAGGGUAGGUAUAAUUUGUGUUACGUUCCAACAGGAAUCUGUUCCAAGAACUUAGUAAAAGUACAACGUUGCCAAACGCAUACAAGUAACAUUGUCACGAUCAAUUCAUCGAGCUAACUAGCUGCAGAAAAGGCAUGAACCCACCACGUAGCUUGUUCUUAAUAUCAGUCCAUAGGCUACCAGAGUGAGGACAGACAUUUUUCGGAAUAAACGUGUCCGCAGGGAUGAACUGGUCAGCACUAGAGAGCCUCCUUAGCGGGGUCAACAAGUACUCCACAGUGUUCGGCCGUGUGUGGCUGUCCAUGGUAUUUGUGUUUCGUGUCAUGGUGUUCGUGGUGGCCGCCCAGCCCGUGUGGGGAGACGAGAACAAGGACUUUGUGUGCAAUACCAGGCAGCCCGGCUGCACCAACGUCUGCUACGACAGCAUCUUCCCCAUCUCACACAUCCGCCUGUGGGCCCUACAGCUCAUUUUCGUCACCUGUCCCUCUCUCAUGGUGGUGGCGCACGUCAAGUACCGCGAGGGGAAGGAUUCAAAGUAUACUGCCCAACACCAGGGCUCUCACCUGUACGCCAACCCAGGGAAGAAACGUGGAGGCCUGUGGUGGACCUACCUGGUCAGCCUGAUCUUCAAGGCCGGGUUUGAUGUAGCCUUCCUCUACAUUCUCUACUAUAUCUACCACGGGUAUGACAUGCCACGUCUCUCCAAGUGUGCCCUGGAGCCUUGCCCCAACACAGUGGACUGCUACAUCUCCAGGCCCACGGAGAAGAAGAUCUUCACCAUCUUCAUGGUGGUCUCCUCAGUACUCUGCGUCUUCAUGUGCAUACUGGAGAUGUUCUAUCUGGUGGUCAUGCGCUUACAGAAGGUGCUCAAAGUAUGGAAGGCCAACGAGAGACUGCUCUUUGCUGAGCGCCAUAAGGUCACCAACAUUGCUCUGCCGAGGUCAUCGUACAUCAGGGUAGAUCCAACUAUUGGGAGCCAGCAGAACAUCAACAGACACAAGAAGGCAGAGGAGGCUGCUGCCACAGGCCUGUAGCCCUGAUCUGUAUGAUUUUGGUGCAUAUUGGGACUGUGCAAGAAUCAUGAAGAACAGAAGGACCUUACACAGGAAUAAGAAGCUUUAUAAAUGGACUCCUACGUGUACAGAUAACUGUGGUGUGUGUCUGCUUGUGGUUCGUUGUGUUUUUUGUUUACUUUUGUUUGUUUACUUCUGUUGCCGUUUGUUUACAUAGCUUACAAUUGUUCAUCUAUUUUUUAUGUUUCAGCACUGUAGCACUAAUUAUUUAGUACUUACAUGAUAUUAUGUCUUAUUCAUAUUUUUUGUUUUAGCCACUUCCUUGACUUGAAGAGUAUUUCAAAUCCCCAACCUAGUCAAGAUAGAAUUAUAUUACAGAACAUCAACGUACAUUUUAAAUAGCUUUCCCAAUAUUUAACAUCCAGAGAUUUAAGGGUUUAUAGUAAAAUGGCAAAAUCAAAUACAGACUUUUUGCACAGUAAUGUUUUAUAAAUGUUGAAUUUUCAAGAACCGUGUGAAUUUUUGUAUUUUCGUUAAAUUCUUUACAGAUCACUUAUCGAUCUUGUAUUUCGAGAAUUAAAAGUCUGUAUGCGUGAAAUAAAUUAUUGUAUUUUUAAAGAUUGAACAUAUACAUUUUCAAUAUAUUAAGGCACAGUCCAGAACCUCUAUGUAGAGUGCUAGGAUUUGAUUUGGGACCAGGCAUUAGUAGUAGGCUAGGUCAGGUCUAGUCCCCAAUGAAAAUCACAGUAUAGAAUAUCAGAAUAUUAAUAUUCAAUUGAAUAUUUAUUAUGCUCAUGACUCAGAGUCCGAUGGCCAUAACAAAAGCCACGACUCCUACUCUGUUAUUCUGAAAUGUGCAACGCUCACCUCACUCACUCAGAACACUAUUUAAAUCACUUCUAACUCUUCAACCAAACAGUAUUUGCAUUGCCACCACAAACAACUCACGACUACCUUUCUUACUGCACGCGAACAUGAUUCAAAGACAACAACCUUUAUACAAUUCACAAAGCUACCGCAAUUUUUACACAUUCAAAGGUUACAACAACAAUCGUUAGAAAUAUAAAUUCAAAAGCUCUACUUUUUCUGAACCCGUCUUUUUACUCUCUCUCUUUCUCUCUCUUGCAGGUUCUAUCCCCCCGACUGUGUUCUGGAGCCACAUUCCACAUUGCUUCUGUCUCUCUCGCUUUCUCGCUCAGCUAAAGCACCUUUUAAAAUAGCACACUCCAUCAGCAGCACAGCAUAGUGCCCGCCUGCCCAGAACAUUAGCAUUUACAUAACGUUAUACAUAAGCGGCACCUCUUGAACUUUUACUUGUACUUCCCUCCUACCAUUCUAUCUAUCCAUUAUCCUCAGCCCCUCUCCCUCACUCUCGAGUUCUAUUCUUCCCUGUGUCAUCUAACCACAAUAACGCUUUCCUCUUGUGCUUUCUCGUUGCCACUUACACAGCUUAUUGUCCCUCAUUCAUUUAUGGCGGAAUCUUCCUAUUAUUCAAACAUAAAUUGACAUAAGCUGAUAAGUAAGAGCGAAGAUGUCAGAUGUGGCAUAAUAUCAGUGUUUUUUUGCUUUUCUUCUCAGUCAAUCUGACCAGCUAGUAAUGGCAGAUAUUCUGCUGCAUGAUUCACCCACUCAGCUACACCCACGCAUGCAGCGUCCUAGCUGGCUACAUUUCACACAUACAUACAGUACAAUCAAGAACACAGACAGCAUGCACUCCCACACACUCCCCUGUCAAACAAUGCAGGACCACAUAUUUUAUUUGAGCAAAAUCUACAGAAAAGAUAAAUAUGUUUAGUCUGAAAUAUGUUCACAUCUGUAUUCUCCAAUGAUAAUAACGAUGAUGAGACAUAGAUGUGGUGAGUGUCAGUUUGUUUGUGCUAAAAUGCCGACUCCCUGUCAUGCCAAACAUGUUUGGCUUGACAGUAACAACAAAUCAAAUUGUAUUGGUCGUGUACAUAUAUUUUACAGAUGUAAUCGCAGGUGCAGUGAAAUGCUUAUGUUUGUAGCUCCAACAGUGCAGUAUACACUAUUCAGUUGUCAAGUCAGAAGUUUACAUACACGUAGGUUGGAGUCAUUAAAACUAAUUUUUCAACCA
Molecule: messenger RNA, 3259 nt
Organism: Oncorhynchus keta (chum salmon)
Lineage: Eukaryota; Metazoa; Chordata; Actinopteri; Salmoniformes; Salmonidae
Product: gap junction beta-3 protein-like
Exons: 2
Coding region: 376-1185 (269 amino acids)
Biological process (GO): cell communication
Cellular component (GO): connexin complex
Source: RefSeq, a predicted model, not a curated record